GCAACCUCUCCCCUCAUCGCUCGUCGCGGCCGCCUCGCACCCUCUACUUCGCCCAGCUACCCGUAGUUCAUGAACGCCUAAUCACCGUCUCUUCCGUCGCCCAUGAAACUCACGCUCCGUCCAGAGUGGCGCCUCCGGCCGCUCUCCACCUUCCUUGGCUUCCUCGACAUCAAGACCGGGGUCACCAUCGCGCUCCUCUUUGCCCUCCUCAACAAGGUUGCUGGCGUGUAUGGCCUCAUUGCUGUCCUCACUGGCGCAGGCGGGUCCGCCGCGCAGCUCAGCCUGUAUCUCUACUCAGUCCUCGGUCUAGUCGCCCUGACGUGGGGUUUGAAAGCUAUUCUCCACGAGGACGCAAAACGGACACUUUACUUCGCCCACCUGUUCUUCGCCGACCACAUUCUCUCGACGGCCUGGCUCGUUUACUUCGGCGUACUCUGGUGGUUCUAUACCCUGCAUGACGGCCGCGUGAUUGCGAACUCCGAUGCCCAGAAGGAGGUCAUGGAGAGCGGCGCCGGACACAACAUGACCGACGAGGAGCGCGCGGCAGCGGCCAUGACUCUCUGGAACGCGGAGAAAGGGAUUGCGAGCGCAAUGAUCAUCAUUGGCUGGAUCGCCAAGAUCUACUUCUCUGCUCUGUUAUACUCGUACGCCAUUCACCUCCGGAAAGGCUCGUACCGCGCCUUGCCGCGGUCCCGGCCAUACCAGGCAAACACCUCCGCGAACGGCGGCGCGUACGCAGCUUCCGCCCUCCCUGACGGCGACGACGACGACGUCGAGGAGUUCUACCGUCUCCCUGUACGGGCGCCAGCCCAGCAAGCACCACCCAACGGCAACGCCCACAUCGGACACACCCCCACGUCCUCCCACUCUAGCUUUGCCGACUUUGUGAGCGCACCCGGUCGGACGCGACGCGGGAAGCCGGGCAGGUCGAACCUCAGCGUCAGUGUCAAGGCGAAGGGCGGCGCCGACGGCGCGGAGGUAUUGUUCGACGAGGAGGCGGAUGCUGCAGGUGCUGCGGAUGCAAGGCCGGAGGAUAGGGUGCCGCUGAUGACCCCGUCGGGGCCCUCCUCACAUAGCCGGAGGCCGAGCAGGAGCAGGGAGUGAGUCGUGUUCGGAGGGGUAUAUGCUGUUCGAAGGCGGGUAGACGCAGGGCACGGGGCGUAGAACUCAAUACACAGGUCUCGGGAGUCAGACGAUCACGUAGCAGACAUUUGCGUAUAUUCGGAGCACACUUAGCUAUACCACAGAUGAUGUCCGUAAUUGCACAGGUACCCUC
Messenger RNA from Trametes versicolor FP-101664 SS1, 1276 nucleotides. RefSeq names its product DUF1753-domain-containing protein. The transcript is spliced from 4 exons. Gene Ontology annotation, biological process: inositol phosphoceramide metabolic process. Gene Ontology annotation, molecular function: inositol phosphoceramide synthase regulator activity. The coding region runs from base 103 to 1104 and encodes 333 amino acids. The record is from RefSeq and is a predicted model, not a curated record. NCBI's taxonomy places the organism in Eukaryota, Fungi, Basidiomycota, Agaricomycetes, Polyporales, Polyporaceae. Gene Ontology annotation, cellular component: Golgi membrane; inositol phosphoceramide synthase complex.